AUGGCGCGGCGUCACGGGUGGCAGCUCCCCGCCCACACCCUGCAGGUGGUUGCUAUAACAGUGUUCUUCUUGCUGUGUAUAGCAUUCUAUGCUUUCUUGUCUCCAUUUCUCGGGAAGGACUUGUAUCAGUAUAUCGCAGUCGGUGUUUAUAGUUUUCUGGCCUUAUCUGUACUGAUUCUGUACGCUCGAUGUACUGCUAUUGAUCCUGCUGACCCAGGCAUCCUGAUUACCGUCAAUGGUGCGCUAAUCUAUAAGUCAGAAGCAAUUAUAGACACUCAAGAAGAAGCUAGCAAACCAGGAUUGAGAACCAGCGAGGAAACCCAGAAGCAUAAAUCGUGUUUAGGAGCUGGUUGUUUCUGCUGUGCUAUUUUUAUAAAAGAGGAUUGUCGCAAAGAAGAUGAAGCUUACCAGCAAGAAGAUUAUGGCGAGGAGGCACUCUUUUGCACCCUUUGCAACACAGAGGUGCGCAAAAAUAGUAAACAUUGUCGAAGCUGUGACAAAUGUGUUGAUGGUUUUGAUCAUCAUUGCCGGUGGCUGAACAACUGUGUUGGAAGGAAAAACUAUGCGACAUUUUUGUGCCUUAUGGCUGUGAGUCUUGCUUGGCUUGCAGUUGAGUGUGGGGUUGGCAUAGCUGUGUUUGUCCGUUGCUUUACUGAUAAAACAGCCAUUGAAGAUGAGAUAGGGGAAAAGCUUGGUUAUGGUCUUUCACGAGCACCCUUUGCAGUCAUUGUGGCCCUGGGUACAGCUCUUUCUGUGCUAGCUUCAUUUCCCUUGGGAGAGCUGUUCUUCUUUCAUAUCUUAUUAAUCAGGAAGGGCAUCACAACUUAUGAGUAUGUCGUGGCAAUGAGGGCUCAGAGUGAACCUCCUGGUCUCUCUGUCAAUGAUGAGCAGCAAAGCUUGCCGUCUUCUCCGAUGAGUUCUGCACCAACUGCUUUCAGCGGGAGCUCAUUCGCGCGGCACUACAAAGGAGCAUGGUGCACUCCACCACGCAUCUUCGUUGACCAGGACGAAAUCAUUCCGCACCUGGGACCUGGGCGAUUACCUUCAACUGUUGAUCCUGAUAGCAUGGACCCUGUCGAAAGAGCCAAACAGCAUGCUAAGCGCCAAGUUCGCAUUAGCCCAUGGAAGCUCGCAAAAUUGGAUUCAAACGAGGCCAUGAAAGCAGCAGCAAAAGCCAGAGCUUCUUCAUCCGUACUGAAACCGAUCAAUAGCCGUUCUCAAUAUGAGGCUGACCGGUGCUCCAGUGACAACCUCAGCUGCAGAAGCAGCGUCAUGAGUGCUGAUACUGGACACCACAUCGACACUCGGUCUGGCAGGAAUGCUCAGCACAACAAGUCCUCUUAUGCACCCAGCGUAGCAAGUGCAGAUGACAUCGAGCUCUAUCCCCAGACACCCAGCAGCUUCCAGAGCAACUCACGGGCUCCAACACCUAUUGCAGAGCACCAUCCAGCGAAGCAUUUCAACCCAAUCUAUCAGACAUCAGUAAACAGGUCUCCAUUCUCAGCCAGAGCAAGCGGUGUGAAUGAAGCGGCCAUCUCAGAAGCCAACAACGGAAGGAGGUUUGGUCUGCCAAACACAGAUAGAUCUCCUCGGUCAUCUGUUUACUGGGAUCAGGAAGCUGGCCGGUUCAUGUCCGCGCAGGCAAACCAAAACCAUGGACCGAGCUCUCGCGUGGGCCGUCCUGACCUUCUGUACACUGGACCGUCUAUAUUCUUUGGUGGACCUCUGAUGGGAGAUUCUGCAACGAGAAGCUUCAGAGAUCCUGGCGGCUCCUCGAGCCAACGCUCUUCUGGCGUGUCUCGGCCUCAACAGCUCCCUGUCUUCGUCCCCACUGAUCCCCAGAAAGAUCACGUCUCCAGGUUACCGUGAAAUUAGCUGUUUUCCGGAUUAGUCUUCUGAAGCACUUGGUUCCUCUCCCUUGUGGUUCAGUGUACAGUUCUUGUUUCUUACAACAUCAGACAUUGUACGCUGUGUUCUUAUGUCAGCUAGGUGGAACCUGAGAUUAAUUUAGUUACGAUUUGAAUACAGAAAUCAUUAAGCCUUAUUGUUUAUGAAGGAAAAAUAAUGUCCUGAAGAAUUGAUCCAAUUUGAGCACGUACUUGUGUUCAUCUUG
Molecule: messenger RNA, 2113 nt
Organism: Lolium rigidum
Lineage: Eukaryota; Viridiplantae; Streptophyta; Magnoliopsida; Poales; Poaceae
Product: protein S-acyltransferase 21-like
Exons: 10
Coding region: 1-1869 (622 amino acids)
Biological process (GO): peptidyl-L-cysteine S-palmitoylation; protein targeting to membrane
Cellular component (GO): Golgi apparatus; endoplasmic reticulum
Molecular function (GO): protein-cysteine S-palmitoyltransferase activity
Source: RefSeq, a predicted model, not a curated record